UUUAAGAUCAGUCGCAGUUUAGUCAAGACCGCGGUUAUAAAUAUGAACCUUAAUUAUUAUCAAUUUAUAGUAUUUAUUGCUUUUCUCAGUCAAUUAUGUAGUGCAAGUAAAUUCAAUACAAGUCAAUCAAAAUUGGAAAAAUCUUGCGAUGUGUACUUGUUACUAGAAAGAGAAUAUGGUUACAAAGAUUUCUUCGAGGUUAGUUCUAUGAAAGAAAAUUUGAAAAAAGACAACGAAAGAUUACAUUUAAAAUUCUACGUAAUGACAUGGUCGGAUGCAGACAUAUUUCUUUCAGAAAAUAAUAAUAAUGAUCAUAUUUAUGAAAUUGCUCUUGGUGUUUAUCGAAAUACUCUAUCGACGUUUAACACCCGUUACGCACCAGGAUCUGAUCUUGUAACAAUCGUUGAAAAAUCGUCUCCCAAUAUGUUAUCGACGUUUGAUCCAGUAUUAGUUGAAAUAAUUCAAACAAAUGAUGGUGAAGUUAUUGUAAAUAUACCCGGUUAUGCAGAACCGCUAAUGAAAUAUUUGGAUGCAAAUCCUUUAAAUAUAAAAUUGUUUAGCUUUUCUACUUGGGGAAAAACGCCAGCUAAGUGGUUCUACAACUGUCAAUUCGAUGAAAAUUCAAACAUGGAGAGCCAAAAAAACAAUGAAGAACAAUUAUUUACGAGUGUUUCAAAGUUAUCGCCCACAGAUCCUGGAGUCUUUAACAAGCAUAAAUCAUUUUUUCAUAGCUUAGUUCCAACACUGGACAAAUUUGAUGACGAUCAAGUGAUGGAGUUUCAACAAGGAGUUAUUGAAGUAAUGAAAAAAGUAAAGAAAACUUCUUCAACUACAGAAAAACCGAAGGUGCGGAUAGAUGUCCGUUCUGGAUGGUGAAGAAUCUUUUUGCUCAUGUUAAUAGAUCGUUAAGUAGAUGGUAUUUGCAAGAAAAACUUCACCGAUCAUUCAUAUUUUCUCUGUAACUUG
Messenger RNA from Episyrphus balteatus (marmalade hoverfly), 966 nucleotides. RefSeq lists its product as uncharacterized. The record is from RefSeq and is a predicted model, not a curated record. The transcript is spliced from 4 exons. Bases 43 to 876 code for a protein of 277 amino acids. Lineage: Eukaryota; Metazoa; Arthropoda; Insecta; Diptera; Syrphidae.